AGCGCGCGCUCACACGCGUUCCCGGCAUCAUCACUCGGAGAGAUGAAGCGAGCGAGGCGGCCGCUCGGCAGGAUAGUGUGCGCACACGCAACAGCGGAAAAACACACGGGGACGCUCGGACUGACCGCCGGGGAGCGCGUGAACCCGAGGGGCUCGCGCCGCCGCGGGACGUCAUCACUUUAAUGGCACAUCACCAGCUUUGAAGAACUCAUCGUACCCCUGCUGCCUUUUCCAUCUGGUGUUUCUCUUUAUCCCUCCAGACAUCUUCUUUAACUCCAGCCGCCUCCGGAAGCCCUUGUGUCUUCCAGCUCCUCUCUGUUUUUAAUCAUGGACUGUUCCAGAGACACAAGCUCAGCCCGCGAUGGAUCGCCCCAUCUCGACCUCCAGAGCAGCCCCGGGCGCUCUGAUCUCAGUGGACUGUACCAUCUGGGUCGGACGUUGGGCAGAGGCCACUUUGCGGUGGUCAAGCUGGCUCGUAAUGUCAACACUGGACAACUAGUCGCUGUCAAGAUGAUUAACAAGACCAAACUUGAUGUUAUGGCCACAAGCCACCUCUUACAGGAAGUGAGGUGCAUGAGGCUGGUGCAGCAUCCUAAUGUGGUUCGCCUGUACGAGGUCAUCGACACGCCCACCACCCUCUACCUGAUCAUGGAGCUGGCUGAAGGUGGCGACCUCUAUGACUACAUCCUCCGCCAUGAAGGAGGCGUGGCUGAAGGGACAGCCAAGCGUCAUUUUGCACAAAUUGUUCGUGCAGUUGCCUACUGCCAUCAGCUCCACGUGGUGCACCGGGACCUGAAGCCGGAGAAUGUGGUGUUCUUUCCCCAGCAGGGGGCAGUCAAGCUAACAGACUUUGGGUUCAGCAACUUAUUUCAACCUGGAACCAUGUUGGCUACAAGUUGCGGGUCCCUGGCAUACUCUGCUCCGGAGAUUCUACUGGGAGAAGAGUAUGAUGCUCCAGCUGUGGAUAUCUGGUCUCUGGGGGUGAUCCUGUACAUGCUGGUGUGCGGAGUCCCUCCCUUCCAGGAAACAAACGACAGCGAGACUCUGGUCAUGAUUCUGGACUGCCGCUAUUCCAUCCCCAAGCACGUUUCAAAUGAGUGCAAAGAUCUCAUUUCUAGGAUGCUCCAGAAGGAGCCGUGUCGCCGCGCGUCGCUUCAGGAGAUUGAGGGUCAUCAUUGGCUGCAGGGGUUGGAUAACGUCCUGCUGACCCCUGAAGCCCCGCCCCCAUGGCUCUCAGGGGCCCUUUCUCCCGGCUCUCCACGCCUGGGGCUGCCCGAGUGUGGGGACCUGCUCGCCGCAAAGCCCCUCCCUCAGCAGGCUUUUCUUGGAGCUGUGCAGCACAGUCAGACCCUCUGCCUCCGCCCACCUCCUCCUGAGGAGGCACCUAUUGCCAAAACACUCCCUGCUCUGCAGCAGAUCUGUGAGGAGGAGGAGGAGGAGGAGGAGGAAGAGGAGGAGGAGAGCAGGUUUGAAAGAGACCCUGAAGGUUCGGCAUUGUGGCACGAGGAGCCACAGGAAGGAGCAAAGGAGACAGAGGAACACGAGGAGCUGGAGGAGAUGAGUGAGGAGAAAGAGGAGGUGGAGGAAGAAGGACAUCGAAACGUGAUUUCACAUCAACCCCUCAGUUCAGCGCCAUCAUCCGUGAGGGGUUUAGGGGUGCAGUGCUGUCAGGGACAGGAAGCCUCCCCGAGUCUGACAGGAAGUAAAACUAAGGAGACAGAACCCAACAACAACAACACCAACAAACUCCCAGAGUCCAACUCCCAACACUUCCCCGUGUCCUCCCUCCCCACUCCUUCUGCCAGAUUCAACCUGAACGGGAAGGAGGCAGAAAGAGAAGGAACUAAAGGAGCAAACGAGGAAAGAUCUGAAGAAGAGGAAAGACACAACCUCCUCAUGGAGAGAUCGCAACCCCUCAAUGCAUCGGGGACUCGAGAAUCCGGGCCAGAGGCCACUUCGAGAGCAGAGAUGGGAAAACGGCACAGCUUAAAGCUUCGGGAGCGACUGUUCCAGUUCCCGCUGUGUGAGAAAGCUCUGGCCUUCAACCUCCCGACCUACAAUAAGUCCAAGAUCCUGCCGCUGGCACAGUACAACUGCUGCCGCGUGCUGUAGGCUGACAACGAGA
Thalassophryne amazonica is the source of this 2125-nucleotide messenger RNA. RefSeq names its product SNF related kinase b (gene snrkb). Gene Ontology annotation, cellular component: cytoplasm. Gene Ontology annotation, biological process: microtubule cytoskeleton organization; intracellular signal transduction; protein phosphorylation. Gene Ontology annotation, molecular function: ATP binding; tau-protein kinase activity; protein serine/threonine kinase activity. Bases 328 to 2112 code for a protein of 594 amino acids. The record is from RefSeq and is a predicted model, not a curated record. The transcript is spliced from 5 exons. Lineage: Eukaryota; Metazoa; Chordata; Actinopteri; Batrachoidiformes; Batrachoididae.